AUGCGUCUGAAUCAGCAGGAAUCAGACGGAUACAAGAAUAAUUUGGAAUCAGAUUCCUUGAGCGUGCAGACAGACUCCCAGGGACCACGAGCAUCUUCUGAAGCUCCAGAUGCUGAAGGAGAAACCACCAACAUAGGAGGUCAAGAGGAGAAGACGACAGACACGAACCCGGACAGCCGAUACACCCUUGGAGAGCUGCUGGGAAAGGGAGGCUGCGGUUCAGUCUAUGAAGGCGACCGUAAGGUGGAUGGGAACCAGGUGGAGGUGCCAUGCACUGUACCCGAGACGGACGACAUCUCAGAGGGAACGUCUUGUGUGGUUGAGGACAGCUCCGAGCUGCACGAGUGCUAUGAGGUUCACGAAAUCAUUGGAUCAGGUGGUUAUGCGAUGGUCAAGCUUGGCAGGCACAUUCGGACUGAAGAACCAGUGGCUAUCAAGAUUCUGGAGAAGAAAGAGCUCGGGGAUGAGUUGUCAGAUUUGAGGAUAGAGAUUGAAGCCCUGAAGAACCUCAAUCAUCAGCAUGUGUGCCGCUUGUACCAAGUCAUGGAGACAGCUGACCAGAUCUACAUGGUGCUUGAGUUUUGUCCGGGUGGAAAUCUGUUCGACCACAUCUUUAAUAACGACAGGUUGUCGGAGGAGACGCGCAGGAUCUUCCGUCAGAUCGUCUCGGCGCUGGCCUACAUCCACAGCCAGGGAUACGCCCACCGUGACCUUAAGCCAGAAAACAUGAUGCUGGAUGAGAAGAACAACAUCAAGCUCAUCGACUUUGGUCUCUGUGCCAAACCAGAGGGUGGAUUGGGUACUGCUCUGAUUGAGGGCUGUGGAACCCCUCCCUACUUGGCACCAGAAAUCAUUGAUGAGCAACCCUAUCAUGGUGCAGAGGCAGAUGUUUGGAGCUUGGGUGUUGUCCUAUAUGUCAUGCUGUGUGGCUACCUCCCGUUCGACGGUGACGACUUUGUGGAGCUCCAUGGACAAAUCACUAAAGGACAUUAUGACACUCCUGCUUGGCUGUCUCCUGGUUCUGUACUGCUGAUUAAGGAAAUGCUGCAGGUGGUUCCAGAGUGGCGCAUAAAGGUGGAGCAUCUGCUGGAUCAUGAGUGGGUAAUGAAGGGGUACAGCAGCCCUGUGGAAUGGCACAGCACAUGCCCGCUGGAUCAUCUAGAUGAGGAGAGCAUCACUGAGAUGGCUGUGAUGUUCAGACAGUCCAACCAAAGCAUCAAGCAGCUGGUGUCUGAGUGGAAGUUUGAUCAGACCACAGCUACGUAUCUUUUGCUCUUGAGAAGGAAGCAGCGCAGUAGUCCAGUGUGUAGCUGAGCGGAUGUGUAAGAAAUCCAGCAGGAGACGUCGUCGUGUGAAAAGGAGGGACGAUGGUGGCGCCAUCCAAUCAGGAAACCUUACAUCUCAAUUUCACAUUUCAAUGAUUGUUGCAGAUGUUUCUCUCUAACCCAUCCUCUCUCUCUCUUCUUUUACCAGAACGAUGCAUUUUGGGUAUCUGUGUGUGACUGGUUAGAGGAACUCCACUGAGGUGCCGCCCUUGUUGAUCCACACAGCUGUAUGAGAAGUGUAGAACAUGAAUGACCAGGAUCAACAAGCCUCAAGAUCUUAAAACAUUAAAUAAAAAAUAAAUUAU
This is a messenger RNA of Trichomycterus rosablanca, 1630 nucleotides long. RefSeq names its product maternal embryonic leucine zipper kinase-like. The transcript is spliced from 14 exons. Bases 1 to 1314 code for a protein of 437 amino acids. Gene Ontology annotation, cellular component: cytoplasm. The record is from RefSeq and is a predicted model, not a curated record. Gene Ontology annotation, biological process: protein phosphorylation; intracellular signal transduction. NCBI's taxonomy places the organism in Eukaryota, Metazoa, Chordata, Actinopteri, Siluriformes, Trichomycteridae. Gene Ontology annotation, molecular function: ATP binding; protein serine/threonine kinase activity.